AUGUCCCGAAGACAAGACUAUCUGGUGCGAGUGCGGUAUCAGAAUGAGCUGCCUCCUCCGGAGCUGCCUCCCAAAAUGCUCAACAUACCCGUGCCUCCGGAAAAGCUGACAUCUCUGGGAAUUAACAUUCUGUCCGACAUGCAACGACGAGAAAGUCCGCAAAUCAAUGUGGACAACGAUCUGGGAAUGCCCCUGGAUCUGACGGAGAUUCGAGGUGUGUUUGAGCAGGACGACGAAUCCGGUCUGCUGCCUCUGGAGAAUCUUCCCGAGCUGGAUCCUCGAGAUUUGGUUCUUCUGAAGGAGCCCCAAUCCACCGGCAACAAGUCACAGCCCGGCGUGGCAUUCCUGCGACGAACCGAGUACAUCUCUAGCGAGGUUUCCGGCGGCCGAAAACUCGAGACGCUCAGUGCUUCGCAGCGUCGACUGGCACAAAAGACUCUGGAGGAGAGCUUCCAGGACCCCGAGUCACAGCUACGAGCGGUCGAGGCGACUUUCGAGGCUGCCAACACGGACAUCAAGACGCUCAAGCACCCCAAAAAACCCCAUCUCACGGCCGUGGAGUCGUUCCCCAUUCUGCCCAACUCGCAGAUUUUCGAUCUCACUUUCCUGACCAUGAAGAUGGUGGGAUCUGCCGUCGGAGUGCCCCCACUGCCCGAUGGAUCGCCCGACCCCAAGAUGUCUGUGUCGCUGUUCCGACCAAUGACGCUGGAGACGGACGAGUGGAUGAGCAUGUUCCUGACCAAGGACGAGGAGUCCAAGGACCUCAAGCGACAACUGGACUCGACCGACGAGCACGUGGCCGACGACAAACACGUGUACCGGUUCGAACACAAGCGAGACUAUGAUAUGGAUCUUCAGAUGAAUGCCAGCCAGUUCGAGGAGAUUGUCAUCGACGUCGAUCUGGACAAGCCUGGAUCGGUUGCCCACUACGUGCCUGUGCAGGGUAAGACCAACCUCAAGCGACGACGAGUGCUCAAGUCGCUGCGGUCACAGAUUAAGGAACACAACAUUGCCGCCAUUGAUCUGACUCUGCGAGAUAUCACGGCUGAGGAGAGCAUUCUCAGAGACAAUACUCGAGCCGAGUACGACCCGGUCAGUUAUACGGUGAUGGAUCUUCCCGAGAGUGAAGAGGAAGAUGAGGAGGACGAGGAUGAAGAGUAA
Yarrowia lipolytica CLIB122 is the source of this 1161-nucleotide messenger RNA. RefSeq lists its product as uncharacterized. The record is from RefSeq and is a predicted model, not a curated record. Gene Ontology annotation, cellular component: Cdc73/Paf1 complex. Gene Ontology annotation, molecular function: chromatin binding; RNA polymerase II complex binding. Gene Ontology annotation, biological process: transcription elongation by RNA polymerase II. Lineage: Eukaryota; Fungi; Ascomycota; Dipodascomycetes; Dipodascales.